Closterium sp. Naga37s-1 is the source of this 2178-nucleotide messenger RNA. Lineage: Eukaryota; Viridiplantae; Streptophyta; Zygnematophyceae; Desmidiales; Closteriaceae. The record is from the annotation of a GenBank genome assembly.
GUCACCUCGUUAAAAGACCAGAAGCAGUACUGGCGCCCCGCCCAGCCCCACCGAUACCACUACGUGUCCGUCCGAGCCUUCGAGGAGGCUUUCCGAGCCUCCAGGUUCGGCAAGCAGAUGGAAGCAGAGCUCUCCAUGCCAUUCAAGAAGGAUCGGGGCACAGUCACGGGAGGAAACGAGGGGAAAGUUGUGGAUGUGAAUGACAAUGGAGAGGGUGAAGGGAAGGACAUGGAAAAUGGAGAAGAGGAGGGAAAGGGAGGCAGAGAGGAUGGGAGUGCGUCUCUUGCUCUGGCAGACAGGCGGUUUGCGCUUCCUCCCCUUGCGCUCCUCAGCGUCGUGGCGAAUCGCGAGUGGCUGCUCAUGAGGCGGAAUCUGUUUCUCUACAUCGUGCAGACCAUGCAGAUCCUCCCCCUCGCUAUAGUCACAAUGACGGUCUUCUGGCGCUCCCAGUUCUCCGUCACCCCAGUGGACAGCAAUUUCUAUCUCGGCGCCAUUUUCUUCGGUAUAAGCACGAUGCUGUUCAGCGGAAUAAUCGAGCUCACGCUGCUGACGGCCCGCCUGCCCAUCUACUUCCUCCAAAGGGACAAUCUGCUCUUCCCCGCGUGGGCCUGGUGUGUGCCCAUGGCGCUGCUCUCUCUGCCCGUCUCCCUCUGGUCUGCUGGGGUCUGGACCGCCAUCACCUACUAUGGCAUCGGCUUUGCCCCCCAGUUCUCCCGAUUCAUCGCCCAGCUACUUCUUUUCUUCAUCACCCACAUGUCCGCCUCUGCGCUCUACCGAGCAAUGGGAGCCAUAUUCCGCAGCACCACUCUCAUCAACACGCUUGGAAACUUCGUCCUCGUCCUCCUCUUCCUGCUCUCUGGCUUCCUUAUCACCAAAGACGAUAUCCACAGCGUGUGGGUGUGGGUGUAUUGGAUCUCGCCCCUCACCUACUCUCAGAACGCCUUUGCCAUCAACGAGUUUCUCGCCCCCAGAUGGGAUGUGGAAUUCGUGGAGGAGGUGAUGGAUCUGGUGGAGCUAGAACCUGUAAAGGGGGCACUGGUGGGGACGGCGGGGCAGGACGGGCUGUCGGUGGAGCAGCGGAAGCGGCUGACCAUGGCAGUGGAGCUCGUAGCCAACCCCGCCAUCAUCUUCAUGGAUGAACCCACCUCAGGCCUGGAUGCGAGGGCAGCGGCCAUAGUGAUGAGGGCGGUGCGCAACACAGUGAACACAGGUCGCACAGUCGUGUGCACCAUCCACCAGCCGUCCAUUGACAUCUUUGAGGCCUUUGAUGAGCUGCUGCUGAUGCAGCGGGGAGGAGAGGUCAUCUACACGGGGUCUAUGGGAAAGCAGUCGUGCGACCUCGUUAGCUACUUCAAGGCCAUCCCAGGGGUGCCGCCCAUCCAGCCCGGCGCCAACCCAGCAGCGUGGAUGCUCGAGGUCACGGCCCCAGCAGCAGCAGAGAGGCUUGGCGUCGACUUUGCUCAGAUUUUCCGCCAGUCGGACCAGUUCAGGGUGAUAGAGUCGCUGAUUCAGGAAUCCAGCGAGCCGCCCGAAGGCGAGCCGGACCUCUUCUUCCCGACGCAGCACCCGACAACACCCCUUUCCCAGUUCGCGACGCACGUGUGGAAGAGGCACCUCAUGUACUGGCGCAUGCCCGACUACAACGGGGCGCGCUUCUUCUUCUCCUUCUUCAUGGCUCUCCUCAUCGGCGGCGUCUUCUUCGGCUUCGGAAACUCCCGGGACACGCCGCAACAGAUUGUGAACGUCAUGGGUGCUCUCUACACGGCAGCUCUCUUCCUCGGGUGGAGCAAUCUCAAGUCCAUCCAACCAAUGCUGGCUGUGGAAAGGAGUAUUUACUACCGGGAGCGGGGAGCCGGGAUGUACGGAGCAAUCCCGUACGCGCUCGCGCAAGGGGCGAUCGAGCUGCCGUACCUGGUGGUUCAGGCUGUUGUGUACUCGCUAAUAACAUAUGCAAUGAUUCGGUUCGAGUGGACGCUCGGGAAGUUCCUGCUGUACCUGCUGUUCCAGUUCCUCACGCUGCUCUACUUCACGUGUUUCGGCAUGAUGACGAGUGCCAUCACGCCCGCUGAAGGGCUGGGGACGCUGCUCUCUGCCUUCAUCUACUCCUUCUGGAACCUUCUGUGCGGCUUCCUCCUGCCUCAGCCGGUGAGUGCAGUGCUCGUUGCUAUCUGUUUUUAA